Molecule: messenger RNA, 2023 nt
Organism: Dermacentor silvarum
Lineage: Eukaryota; Metazoa; Arthropoda; Arachnida; Ixodida; Ixodidae
Product: sodium-coupled monocarboxylate transporter 2-like
Exons: 16
Coding region: 97-1944 (615 amino acids)
Biological process (GO): transmembrane transport; sodium ion transport
Cellular component (GO): membrane
Molecular function (GO): symporter activity
Source: RefSeq, a predicted model, not a curated record
CUGUAUAUUACGGCUGCACAAUAACUACGGCGUGUCAGUUAUUCUCCGAAAAAUAAUUUCAAAAGGCGAGACAGUGCGGGAAAGAUUGAAAGCGACAUGUCAAGCACGACGAGGCUGGAUGAUACGGAGUGCGCAGUUUUCGGCGUGCUGACUGCUCUUGGUUAUAUCGUGGGUCUUUACUUCUCAUUUGCUCGUCGACGGAAACGGGUGGCGCCCAGCGAGAGCGGCCUAGUGGCUGCGGAACUGGAGGCGUUCUUAGGAGGUCGCAGCCUUCCGUCGGUAGCGCUGGCCGUGUCCAUUCUGGCUUCAGCAGUGAACGGCAUGAACGUGGUGGCUGUUGUGGGACACUACUAUGCGUACGGCUUCCACCUUUUCUGGACCGUGGCUUGGGUCCCUAUUAGCGCCACUUUCGUGGCGGUAACUUUGGUGCCGCUACUCUACAGCCUACGGGUUUCAACCAUAUUUCAGUAUCUACGAAUGCGCUUCGACAACAAGGUCGGCAUCACUGCUUGUGUCAUCUACUUUGUACUCAGUCAAACUCUUGGUGCCAUCGGAAUCUACAGCGCGGCCAUUGCAAUAUCAACAAUGCUUUCUGUCCCUCUGAUCUACACUGAUAUUGCCAUCGGCUUAGCAGGAACAACGUACACCGCCUUGGGUGGACUUCGAAGCGUUGUGUGGGCGGACUGCAUACAAGCUGCUGUCAUGAUAGCCUCGCCAAUCGUAAUCAUCGCUAAGGUCUUCUACGACUCUCACCGUGUAAGCCAGCCCCUGAGACCGCUUAGUGAUUUCAACGUCACUACGUACAUGUUACGGAAUGAUUUCGACGUCACCACUGAUGAGAAUAUGUGGACUGCACUGGUGGCGUGCGUACCCUACUCGAUUGUACGCGUGGGAUUUGACCAAAUGGCUGUCCAAAGGUUUAUGGCUGCCAGGACCGCCCGUGGUGCUAAAAGGAUAGCCAUAGGAGGAGGACUGAUGGUGUUCGUGUUCUUUGUACUCGUUGGAUUCACUGGCAUAGCCGUAAUUUACUGGUUCAGAGACUGUGACCCUCUACUCUCUGGCGCCAUCGUUAACUACGAUCAGAUCCUUCCGUAUUACAUAAAAGAGAGCCUAUCCGACGUGAAAACGCUACGAGGUCUGUUCUUGGCUGGACUACUUAGCGCGUCAACGAGCACUGUGUCAUCGGUCGUGAAUUCACAUGCAGCUACAAUCUACAUGGACGUUGUCGCACCUUACCUCGACUUGAGUAAGCGAAGAGCCGUCGUUCUGAUGCGUCUUUUAGCUUUUGCAAGUGGUGUCAUAAUGACGCUUUUUGCGAUAGCCGUGCCAAAGCUGGGAUCAGCUAUACGGCUGUUCACCGCCUUUUACUCAUCCGCUUCGGGACCUUUCGCCGGGCUCGUACUCCUUGCCAUCUCGUCUCCGUGGAUCAAGGCAAAGGCAGCAGCAUGGGCAAGCCUGCUGGUGUGCGGCCUGCAGCUAUGGCACGCCAUUGGCAGGGGCCUGUCAGGCAUGGCGACACCACCAAUCCUUUACGGGACGCUGGAUCGUUGCCCAUUGCCCACAAAUUUAACUGACGGAACGACCACGCCCGCUUCGACACACGCGAUGUCACAUGAAAGCUCAAACGUGUUCCCAUUGUAUCAGCUUUCUCACAUUUGGAUUUCAUUUGUCGGAGCUCUGUUAACAAUGCUGCUCGGCACCAUCUUCAGCAUUGCCAAAGGGAAUGACGCUGAAUUACAAAAGAAUAUCCGCCUCACGUGCCCAGCAUUUUUGAAGAUAUGGUGCCGCUUUAAAUGUCUUCGGCGAGCGCUGAAUCUGGACCAAAAUGUUCCUAUGACAUGCGUCUUCAGUUCCUGCGAUCAAGACGAAGACGCUUACGUACCCUUUGAAACCGAGCUGCUAGAAACAGUGAAAAAGCAGGCAAAAGAAGAAAAUUGUACAUAAACAAUAAACAGCCUGAACGACACGAUUUUCAUCCAGCAUAGAACCAAGACUGAUUUGUUUACAAUAUAUGCACUCAGCG